CCUCCUUCACGUCCUCUUCCAACCUCUGUUCAAUUCCUUUCCCAUUCCCCUUCUUAAUUCCAAUCCCAGCUGCAUUGUACAAUACUUUCCACAACCCGUUAAACAACCACCUACCUAACUCACCAUGUUAUCCCGCCGCGCCUCCCAAGCUCUCCAUCAUGUCGCCCGGAUCCGCGCACCACCAAGAGCUGCGUCUCGUCUCCAAUCCAAUACAAGCCCCAGAUUCUUUUUCUUCUCCUCCCCAUCCACCCGUCAAGGAUUCCACUCUACCGCUGGGAUCCAAAAAGGCAUCUUCCCCAACUCAUCCGACCCGCCAGCUCCCAACCCGCAAUCCACCACCACCCACGCUUCCGAGCCGUCGCCUCUAACGGACCAACAGUUCCACGAGCACUCGGAACAUUACCUGAACGUGCUCCAGACCGAGAUUGAAAAUGUCCAGGAGGAGGGAUCAGACAUGGAGGCGGAGUAUAGUGCUGGAGUCCUCAACAUCUCCGUCCCAGCUGUCGGAACCUACGUUCUAAACAAACAACCCCCCAACAAGCAAAUCUGGCUCAGUUCCCCCAUUUCCGGCCCCAAGCGCUACGACUGGGUUAUCGAGGGUGACCACAUGCACGAAAAGCAGGAUACACGGCCCUUCGUUAAUGGACAGUGGAUCUGUCUCCGGGAUGGCUCGAACUUGACGGAUCUCUUGAAUGGGGAAUUGGGGCUGAGUCUUCCGGAGGAUGUUUACAGUGAGGUUGAUGAGUGAGGAAUUUAUUCUCCCUCGUUUCUCUUUCCUUUGCUUCGCUUUCUGUUGAGAAGUAAAGGGGAAGGCUUCGUUGACCGGUUGUUUUGUAUGACUUGAGUGAGAGGUUUACAUUUGACUUGGAUUGGGGGUGUUAGGAUAGGAAGUUUCUUUUUUUCCCCUUGUGUGCGGAGUUUUUGUCUUGUUUUAUACAGAUCAAGCAGAUGUACACUGCAAUAUCUAUACAUAUAUAAUACUUGGUCGGCAUCAAGUAAUACAUUUGACUUGCUGCGCAGAUGUAAUCCGCAUACUUUUUUGGCAACUGAAGAUGUUUCAAUCCCGUAUUC
Aspergillus ochraceoroseus IBT 24754 is the source of this 1071-nucleotide messenger RNA. Its product is annotated as frataxin family protein. The record is from RefSeq and is a predicted model, not a curated record. Gene Ontology annotation, molecular function: ferroxidase activity; ferrous iron binding; 2 iron, 2 sulfur cluster binding. Gene Ontology annotation, biological process: iron incorporation into metallo-sulfur cluster; intracellular iron ion homeostasis. Bases 125 to 748 code for a protein of 207 amino acids. The transcript is spliced from 2 exons. Lineage: Eukaryota; Fungi; Ascomycota; Eurotiomycetes; Eurotiales; Aspergillaceae. Gene Ontology annotation, cellular component: mitochondrion.